AUGAGGAGCAGCAGAAGACCACCACAGUGCAGCCGGGCCAGAGAGCACAGAGAGAGCUGUAGCAGACAAACAUCAGCAAGCACAGCUGAUGAUGGACAGACCUCCAAGACCACCAGAGACCGGGACCGGCCCGGCUGUGAGUUCUGUGGACCAGGCUCCGACCUCUUCCACUGGGAAGCUUUGCUGAAGAGUUCGUUCCCUCGAGGACGUCACUGCAAAGUUGGUUCUGGAAUGGCGGAAUCUGAGCGACUGGUUUUCUUUCAUGUUCUUCUCAGGAUGGAUGAUAUUCAGCUCUGCAAAGACAUUAUGAAGCUGAAGCAGGAGCUGAGGAAAAUAGUGGCAGUCCCAGAUGCAGAGAAGACUAAGAAACAUCGUCAGAGAGAAGAGAAGUUAAUCCAGGAGAUUCAUCAGCUGGUGCAGAAGAGAGAUUUCCUGGUGGAUGAUGCUGAGGUCGAGCGUCUGAGGGAGCAGGAGGAAGAUAAAGAGAUGGCUGAGUUCCUCCAACAGAAGCUCAGCGUUACACAGAGAGCUCCGAAGCCCAGAACGACUGAACCUCCAGCCAACAAACCCUCCAUCAGCAAGAGCAGCGCGGCCCUCAUUAAGGACUGCUGCGGAGCCACUCAGUGCGUCAUCAUGUGAAGAUCUCGAGAUUCCCCAAAGCAAAUCAUACCUGAAUUUGAUGAAUAUAAGUCUGUUGACUGAGCAUUAGAAAGACAUUCAGCUCCUCUGUGAUUCUGCAGCAUGUCAGUGACUCAGGAGGAGCUCAGGAGCCCGAAACAUCCACACAAAACACAAAACCCAGCUCAGAGAGAAGAGUUUGUUUAUUCUUCAGCCUAACGAUACGAGUCACGAAGAAUCGCUCACACCACAACAGAAUCACAUCAAACAGAAUCUUAGUUAGGAAAUGUUAAAUAACACUGUUGUGAGUUUUUAAACACGUGUCACAAUCCUGUGGAUGUUAGAGGCUCAUCAGUUUACAGACACUUCAUCUUAGACAUCACGAGCCUUUGUAAAAAUCUGUCACUCCGUAAUUAUGACUGAAUUCCUCAUAUUUCAUGGACAGUUCACCAAAUAUUCCCCUAAAAGGUCUGAAAAUGAUUCUGGGGUUUGGGGUUUUGUUACUCUUUUUCUGUUCAUGAACACAGAAGUGGAUCAACACAACCAUGUCAGUGAUAAAUGUGCAUAAACAUGCAAACUAUGUUUGGAGUUAUGUUAUGUUUAUUUGACAAAAAAAGUAGUGAAUACACUCUAUUCGUCAAAGAUAACACAAAGUUUAAAACAAAACUUAUUUCCAUUGUGGUCCUUGAUGUAAAGCACAAACUUCACUCCUGGUAACAGGUUCACUGGCACUGCAUUAUAAAUACAACAAUUACAAUAAAAUUCCACAUUUACAAAAAUUUACAGUCACAAUUAACCACAUACGUAAUACAAAUUCAUCAACAAAACAACCUACCUAGUUAUAGCAUUUCUUUGCCUUUUGAAAUGUAGUGGUAUUUAAACAGGCCUGAUGAUCAGAAAUAAUUAGACAUAAAUUGAAUCUGAAUGAAGCAGAACAUCAGCAAAUAAAGUAUCUUCCUGCAGUCUG
Molecule: messenger RNA, 1585 nt
Organism: Sinocyclocheilus anshuiensis
Lineage: Eukaryota; Metazoa; Chordata; Actinopteri; Cypriniformes; Cyprinidae
Exons: 5
Coding region: 1-639 (212 amino acids)
Biological process (GO): negative regulation of microtubule depolymerization
Cellular component (GO): microtubule cytoskeleton
Source: RefSeq, a predicted model, not a curated record